CCCACAGACAGACGACGGAUGGUGUAAACAAAAUUAAAAUUUUGUUAAAUAAAAAUUAACUCUUAUUUUAAGUACAAAAAACUAACAAAAAUGAAAGGUGAAGUUUCGGCGAGAGCUUGUCGCAUCUGUUUGACUCAAAACAAGAAAUUGCGUUCUCUAUACAAGGCAGCCGAUGAGGACGAUGAACCACCCCGAGAGAUGCUACUGAAAAUAGCUGGUAUCGCAGUGGAGGAUAUGGAUAAGCAUGAAAUGUUGCCAAAGAGUAUUUGUAAGAACUGUGAAAUGACUCUCAGCAUGGCCUUUGAGUUUCGUGAGAAAGCCCUGCAUAGUCAUCAACUUAUUGUUACCUAUAUGCAAGAUUUAAAAAUACCUUAUCCCGAUGUAGAGGAAGGCAACACACUUCCAGACACUGAGGCACAAUCCCACAUAGUGUUGACAGCGGAGUUGAGUAAGUCUCAGUUAAAUAACACCUCCUUAAAAGUCGAAAAUACUGCCAAGGCAGAUCAUGAAGUUCACAUUAUAAAUGCUGCCGAAGCUUUAGAUGACAAUACCAUUGAUAUGCAUUUACAUGAGCUUAUCUUACCCGUUAAGGGAGAAACCAAUGAUGAUGAGGAGUAUGACGAACAAAACAUAGAAGAUUUAUCCCCAGGUCCUGUCUAUGAAGAUGUGGAAGCCUCUACUAUUGAACAACAUCGUCAUUAUGAUGAAGUGAUUGGAAGUAUGGAAACUGUUGAAGCCGUACAAGAAAUGGAGGAAAAUCUUUUGUCAUCAGACGAAAGAGAUAAUGAACCAAAUGAAGAUAUGAAGCAAGAGGAGGAGGAAGAGGAUAACAGUGUUCAAUACAUCGAAGGAGAGGAAAUGCCAAAGUCACUUGCUCAUUCCCCCGCAACUGAAGGUCAAUCAAAGAAUUUAAAGCAAAAUGUAGAAAGUAAUGUAGAAAUAGACAUUGAUUUAAAUAGCCCGCAGUUGGAUUUAAAAACCUUAGCUCGUCGUAAUAGAGGAUGCAAACAGAUCCCCAGUAAAGAUCCCAAUAAGCUAUUGGGUUAUAUGUGUGAUAUAUGCGGUAAUGUUUACACAAAACGUGGACGUAUGAUGGAACAUCGCCAAAGGCAUGAUAAGGAAAAAAGAUUUGAAUGCGAACUAUGUGAUAUGAAGUUCCAUAUGCGUGAACUCCUAAGGAAACAUAUGUACUCCCAUAGUGGUGGUAAACCAUUAAAAUGUGAUUAUUGCUCCCGCACCUUCUACUAUCAGAGUGUAUUAAAAGCCCACGAACUUGUCCAUAAGGGUAUUAAACCCUAUGUCUGUGAUAUAUGCGACAAAGCUUUCAGCUAUGGUCAUUCCCUAAAGAAACAUAGACUCAUACAUACUGAAGUCAAAUUGUAUCGUUGUUAUUAUUGUAAAAAAGAUUUUCGCUUGCAACAUCAUAUGAAACAACACGAACUAACCAAAUCACAUAAAAAGGCAGUGCAAUUAGCAGAUGGCGCAGUGGCCGCUGCAGAAACUGCUGCUGCCUUGCAUCAGGAAGAAGGCCAAAGUCAAGAUACCACAGAUGAUGUUGUGGUGGAGGAGGAGGAGGAGGGAGAAGACGAAGAGGAAACAGUUUAGUAUAGGUAAUUUUAAAGGGUUUUAAGUUUAUUUUCUUAAUUUAAUCUCUUUCAAUAAGAAAUUAUUAGACCAGUCAUUGAUUUUAGAAAAAAAAACCAAAAAUAUAAAAAAAGGUUUUUUAUCUAUUUUAUAAUGCUAAACUAGGCAUUAAAAGUAGGGCGUAUUGUUGGAAAAAUUAAAUA
This is a messenger RNA of Stomoxys calcitrans (stable fly), 1787 nucleotides long. RefSeq names its product zinc finger protein 665. NCBI's taxonomy places the organism in Eukaryota, Metazoa, Arthropoda, Insecta, Diptera, Muscidae. Bases 91 to 1605 code for a protein of 504 amino acids. The transcript has 4 exons. Gene Ontology annotation, molecular function: zinc ion binding; DNA-binding transcription factor activity, RNA polymerase II-specific; RNA polymerase II cis-regulatory region sequence-specific DNA binding. Gene Ontology annotation, cellular component: nucleus. The record is from RefSeq and is a predicted model, not a curated record. Gene Ontology annotation, biological process: regulation of DNA-templated transcription.